UGGUCAAAGCUGGUCAGGGCAUUGAAACCGCCGGGUGUUGUAAAUAGUAGGGGCGCGCAUCUUAUGCCGUUCCGCAAAUAGUGGGGCGCGCAUCUCAUGCCGUUCGGUGACUCAAGACUAGAGACAGGCAUCUCUGAGCCAGUGCUCUAACCAGUGUGACACAGUUCUUCUCCAGUGAUCAUCAGACAAUCUAAAGCACCAUGGCUGGACAAGUUGAAGAGCUAGUCUUGGACCUGCCAUCAAUGAAGCGUGAUCUUCGAACCAUACGUGGCCUAUGUCGAGAACGGUAUUUGCGACAUUGUAGCAAGUGGUGUGGGGAGAUGCUUUUGGCACUGCAAGAUGUGAAAGAAGAUGCAUCACAGCCGAUCGGUGACAUCGAGACCGAGCCCGGGGCCGAGUCCGAGUCCGAGUCGGAGUCCGAGUUGGAGGCGGCCGAGCUGGCGCACGACUACCUCCUGUGCGGCGAGCUGGACCGGGCGGCGCACCAAAGUGGCCGCUGCGUGGGCCGGCGCGGCCGCUUCCUGCACCUGUACGCCCGCUACCUGGCGGCGGAGCGGCGCCGCGCCGAGGACAGCCCCGACCCGCUGACGCCGGCGCAGCGCCUCAAGUCGCCUGAGCUGGCUGAGCUGCGCGCAGAGCUGCAGGCGCUGCACGCACGACCCGACGCUGACGGCUUCGUCAGCUACCUGUACGGCGUGGUGCUGCGCCGGCUGGAGCUGCGCACGCCGGCGGUGGAGGCGCUGGUGCGCGCCGUCACGCGCCAGCCGCUGCUGUGGCAGGCGUGGCUCGAGCUGGCCGCGCUCGUCACCGACCGCGAGAUGCUGGCGCUGCUCACGCUGCCCGACACCUGGAUGCGCCAGCUGUUCUACGCGCAGGUGUUCCUGGACCUGCAGCUGAACGCCGAGGCGCUGGCCAUCUACCGGGGCUUCCAGCAGGCGGGCCUGCAGCGCGCCGCCUACAUCAGCGCCCAGAUCGCCAUCGGCUACCAGAACAUGCGCGAGGUGGACCAGGCCAUCGAGGUGUUCCAGGGCCUGCUGAAGACCGACCCGUGCCGUAUGGAGAACAUGGACUCGUACAGCAACCUGUUGUAUGUGAAGGGCAUGCAGGUGGAGCUGUGCAACCUGGCGCACAACCUCUCCCAGAUCAACAAGUACAGCGUCGAGACGUGCUGCGUCAUCGGCAACUACUACAGCCUGAAGAACCAGCACGAGAAGGCGAUCCUCUACUUCCAGCGCGCACUGCGGCUGAACUCCAGCUACCUGGCCGCCUGGACGCUGAUGGGCCACGAAUACCUGGAGCUGAAGAACACCAACGCCGCCAUCCAGUGCUACCGGCAGGCGAUCGACGUCAACCGCCUGGACUACCGCGCCUGGUACGGGCUCGGCCAGAUGUACGAGAUCUUGAAGAUGCCGCUGUACUGCCAGUACUAUUACAAGCAGGCGCACCAGCUGCGACCCAACGACAGCCGCAUGCUGAUGGCGAUGGGCGAGUCCUACGAGAAGCUGGACAAGCUCCAGGAGGCCAAGCGCUGCUACUGGAAGGCGCACAGCAUCGGCGACAUUGAAGGUUUCGCGCUGCUGCGGCUGGCCAAGCUGUUCGAGCGGCUGGGGCAGCCGAUGCGCGCCGCCGCCGCCUACGCCGACUACAUCCGCGACUCGGAGGGCUCCGACGUCUGGGACCGCGAGGAGCAGGCGCAGGCCUACCGCUUCAUGGCCAACUACUUCCUGGUGCGCGGCCAGCUGGACGAGACGGCCCACCACGCGGCCAAGUGCACUGAGUUCCCCGAGACGCGCGAGGAGGGCAAGGCCAUACUGCGUGAGGUGGCGCAGCGGCGGGCGGACGAGGGCGGCACUGCGGAGCUGACCGAGCCGGGCACGGCGCCGCCCACCGCGCCGGAGACGUCUGGCCAGCUCGCGGCGCACGGCGACACACCUCUGGGCAUGUCGCCCCUGCCGCCGUUCAAGCUGCUCUUCAGCCCGUGAUGAGGCCGCUGGGAGCGUGGGUCGCCGCUGAGCGGUGGGGGAGGGAAGGGGUCGGUGGAGCUCAUCUGGGGCGGUCUGCUGUGGUGGCUGGAUGUUGUUAAACGCUGAAGGGUAUCAUGGCACACGCUUUCAGUGUAUGGGGGCCGCUGCGAGUUUAUCGCGGAUGAACUUGUGAACUCAAUACAUGUUUCCACAGAG
Messenger RNA from Pollicipes pollicipes, 2180 nucleotides. Its product is annotated as cell division cycle protein 23 homolog. Gene Ontology annotation, cellular component: anaphase-promoting complex. Gene Ontology annotation, molecular function: protein binding. The record is from RefSeq and is a predicted model, not a curated record. Lineage: Eukaryota; Metazoa; Arthropoda; Thecostraca; Pollicipedomorpha; Pollicipedidae. Gene Ontology annotation, biological process: protein ubiquitination; positive regulation of mitotic metaphase/anaphase transition; cell division. Bases 201 to 1982 code for a protein of 593 amino acids. The transcript is spliced from 5 exons.